GCAGAAUCAUAAACCUCAAAAAGUGGCUUCGAGAUAAACAUGAAUUGAACUCGACACUUGUGAGCAUUCAUUGGUGGCAACCGUUUGAUUGCGCAGCAGCCUGCAAGUUGCCUGGAAUAGCAAGUUGGCACAGGGACCAGUUCGGGAACGUUUCCGGAUGUGUGUCACAGAGUCUAGUUGAAGUCUUGGGUGCAUAACGAUGAAUUUGACAAACAUCUCUCACGUGGACGAGAAUGGGUACUUGACAACAAUGGUUUGGCCACUGCCAUCAUGAAUCUGAGAAAAAAUAACAAAGAUUAAGAUGAGGUGAUGCCAAAAGAAAAGCAGAACAACUUACAAAUUCCCUGCACUUAAAUUUCUGAGGUGUGUCUAGGGAUGGUUUUUGUCCACAGCAGCCCAGUCACUGGCCAGUAUGUGGUGAAAUCCUCAUGGACUGCCAACCUUGGAUUGGAAGGCAACUGCGAAGGUAUGAUGAAUCACGCAAACUAGAGUAUGUUCUAGUAGUUGGUCGCAGCCUCGGCCUUAUUUGUGUGUAAAGGCCUUGGGUCGGAAAGAGUUCAUGUGGAUAGCACCACCAAGGGCCGCACAGUCCAUCCAGACUCUUCAGGUGUGGUUGUACAUUCAGAUGGUGACCUGCUUCCCUCCAAACCCCAACGGCCCCAAAAAGCGCAUCCGAGAAUGCCAUGAAAUCCAAGGCGGAACCAGGGCACUUGCACCGGGCACGGCCUUUGCCAGGCCGCGGCCAGAGCCAAAUGCUGGUGGCCAGCUUUGUGAACCCAGUGCUCUUCACGCUUCCCUUUGGCUUUAAGGUCUAUACCUAUGGCGUCUUCAUUGCCGCGGCAUUGUUCUCCUGCGUGGUCGUGGUCGAAAGCGAGCUCAAGCGACUGAAGGUCUCAGCCGACGGGGCCAUGAUGAUGUUAGCCUUCAUCCCUGGCUUCGGCAUUGGCUCCAAGGUACACCUCCUGGUCUCCGCCAUUGCUGCCGGUGGUGCUGUGCCAAACAUGUCCCUGGAGUCAGGCCAUAGCUUUAUGGGCUCCGCAGUGGGUGGCCUUUUGACGGCAGCAGCCUAUGGCUUGUGGUGCGGCUUGAGGCCUUUGCCCUUGUUGGACAUCAUCGCGCCGUUGGUGCCAUUAGGCCAUGCUGUGGGAAAGAUCGGUUGCUUCCUUUCGGGUGAUGGCUGCUAUGGCCCGCGCAGCGAUGCCCCAUGGGCCGUCUCGUUUCCCAACGGAUUAAUGCCCACGAAAGAGGCGGUGCAUCCGACUCCCUUGUACGAGUGCACGUUGUCCAUGACGCUCUUUCUCUUUCUGCACUUCUUUGUGUCGCUGCCGUCAGAAGGCGGCCCUUCUCGAAACGUAGGCGUUCGGAGUGCCCUGACCUUGUCGUUGUAUGGCCUGGAACGCAUGGCCAUCGAGCCCUUCCGAAGGCAUCCUCCGAGUGAAUACUUGUUUGGCCUCACGGAGUAUCAGUUCCUGGCGGUGAUCUUCAUCUUGCUUGGCGGGGUGCUUUACAUCCUGGGCGGGACAACAGACCCCUGGCCUUUGCGCUUUCCAAAGAAGGAAAACGCUGAAGAGACGGAAGAGAAGACGGAGGAUGAGAAGAAGGAGGAUUGACGACCUGAAAAAGGUCUCGAAGGGCUUUGCCAACAACCCUGUGAGAACGUGACGUGUCCAAAGUAGAUUGUGCUUCUGCAGCUGCAGCCCAAAGUUGGCUGAAAAACAAGCUCAGUCAAUUCGAUCCUCUCAUGGCAAGGCCUAACGUGGCGCUGUGGGAAUGGCAUGUGCUCGCAAAUAGCGCCAGAGAAGCUCUGCAGUCGCCCGACACCGGAUGGCAAAC
Durusdinium trenchii is the source of this 1833-nucleotide messenger RNA. The record is from the annotation of a GenBank genome assembly. NCBI's taxonomy places the organism in Eukaryota, Dinophyceae, Suessiales, Symbiodiniaceae.